This is a messenger RNA of Nicotiana tabacum (common tobacco), 1109 nucleotides long. RefSeq names its product F-box/FBD/LRR-repeat protein At1g13570-like. NCBI's taxonomy places the organism in Eukaryota, Viridiplantae, Streptophyta, Magnoliopsida, Solanales, Solanaceae. Gene Ontology annotation, molecular function: protein binding. The record is from RefSeq and is a predicted model, not a curated record.
UGAUUAAGUUGGAAAAUUCUUAAGAAGAAUGUGUCCAAUCUGUAGCAAAAUAUAUCAAUCAGACACAAGUAAGGAAUCAAUUGAUGAUGAGGAUAGAAUCAGUAACUUGCCCGGGAAUGUAAUAGAUUGCAUUCUAGGGAAAAUGCCUUUACGCGAUGCAGUAAGAACGAGUAUUCUUUCAAAGAAGUGGAGAUUUUACUACUUAGCCAUUCCGCAAUUAGUGUUUGAUGACCAGUUCUGCAAAGAAGUUAACGACUUUGUCGCCAAGAAGAAUCAUGGUAUAUUCUCCAUGUUUGAGCUCAAUUACCAAUUUAACGAAAUUGUCACCAAGUAUCUUAUGCUUCAUCCUCGUCGCAUAGAGACUUUUCAAGUGUGCUUUCCUAGAUAUUUAACAUCAACGAUGGUUCCUGAUGGCGGUUCAGCUGUGAUUGAUGUGAACAAAUGGAUACUAUAUUUAUCUGGGAGAAACAUCAAUAAAUUAACCUUAAUAUACGCUGGUGUUUUGAACUAUCGUCAUAAAUUACCUUCUUAUUUCUUCUCUUGUCUAGACUUGACAUUCUUGAAGCUCCAGAAUUUUGUCAUAUUGCCUCCACCAAAGUUUAAAGGCUUCCUAAAUCUCUACCAAUUAAAACUUAUUCGGGUUGACUUUGCAAACAACUGUUUUGAAAGUUUUCUUUCUGGCUGCCCCGUUCUUGAAAGGCUAAGCUUGCGUCGUUGCUCUGGAGUUCGUCACUUUAAUAUCAGCGGUUCUAAACUCAAGAGGUUGCACAUCAAGGCAUUUGAUAAUUUCGAAUCAAUCUCCUUAGAAAACGCCCCUAACUUGACUGAAGUUACUGUUACACUAGAGAGACUUGUAAUUGGACUUGAAGGCGGCAAGCUUAUCUCUGAUUUGGUGAAGCUUGUGGGUAGCUUGCCAAAACUCAAAAUACUUUGUCUAAAAUGGAAAGUUUCUGCAGCUCCUAUCUGAAACACCAGUUCCCCCUGUGCUAUCGACAUUGCCCGACUCCCUAAAGAUUCUUGAACUCAAAGGUGUCAACUUUAUGGACUUUGAUCAAAUAUCUGCUGUUGUCUGCUUGAUUAGAAGUGCUCCGAAUCUGCAAGAACUUAAU